ACAGGUGGGAAUCUGCAGACAGAAGUCAGUGUGCCCAGAGAGACGGAGACCUGACACACUGUCCUCACACGACGUGUCAAGAUGCAGAAUCUCUUCACUGGUGAAGGCAAGGUGACCAGAAUCAAGCUGAUCCGCGGGCUUUCGCUGGUGGUCGUGAUGCAGAUAGUGGACCUCCUGAUGAAGAAGGUGUUUGACUGUACCUGCAGUGAACUGAUGGUGUUCUUCAUCACCGCGUACUUCAUCGGCCCGGCCGUGUGCUUCACCGCCCUCUUCCUCGCCCUGCACAAGAAGACCAUAUUGAGAGGGCUGUGUGACGAAAAAGUCAAAGUCCUGAUGUACCUCUGUCCUUCGCUGUACUGGCUCGCAAUACUGCUGACUGAUGGCAAAUACCUUGCGUGCUUACUCAAUUCCCAGUGCAGCAGUGCAGCUCAAAAUGCAACAGUCAACUUGGAUCUACCCAAGGAGAAAGGAUUGCAGCUUAUAUCCAGGGUCUCAGGACUGUGCAUGGUUUUCCUGCUCUCUGUCGGCUACAUUGGCUAUGUUCUGUACUGGUACUGUCGUAAACAGCCUAAGGACAGAUACAAGAAAAAGAAGGAGAAGAAACUGAGGAAGACGCAGGAGCAGAGAGUUAGGAGUUUAAUUGAGGCAGAAUGCACACAGGUCGUUGAUGAGAAUGUGUUUAAACUUGUACAAGCAACGACGGACAGUAAAGAUGAAACAGGCGAUGAUGCAAACCCGCAAACCGGCGACAACACAUGUCCGCAAAAAAGAUGAAAAAACAAAUGAAAACAGAUAUCCACAAGGACUCAAGACCGUGCCCUCAGAUGAAAUUGUUGGUGAGUUUCGAAAGUCUGACACCAACAAUAGCGAGACACCAAAAGCUCCAGAAACUCGCCCAUUAUUUGAACGCAUGGGUGUGGAGGGGUAGCGGGCCGUUUCAGGGAGCAGGGAUCAAAGACAGGGGUGAGAGGGCUCCUCCCCUCAGCAGACUUCUGAGCCUUGCUUUUUAAUCUCAUCCAUUUGUCUUUUAUUUUAAAACCGAAAGAUGGGGAAAGAUCAGGCUCCACGUUCUUUAAAAAUCGAACUCGCCAAUGGUUCAAGAACUGGAGCUGUUCUUGUAGACACCAAGUCCUGUAAGCUCCUGAAUAAUCACUACUGUAACAGGACUGUUCUACUGUACUGGGACUGUAGCCCCUAUUGUAACAGGACUGUUCUACUGUACUGGGACUG
This is a messenger RNA of Lepisosteus oculatus (spotted gar), 1230 nucleotides long. NCBI's taxonomy places the organism in Eukaryota, Metazoa, Chordata, Actinopteri, Semionotiformes, Lepisosteidae. The record is from RefSeq and is a predicted model, not a curated record.